AUGGAACGCGUUCGCAAAGCAUUAGGCCGUCAACACUCAUCCACAUCAACAUCAGAAUACGAGCCCCUGACCGGUACUGAGGAAGCCACUCCUCUAGAAGGCUCAACAGUACUCGAGGGCCAACAUGAGUUGCCGUUCUCGUGGAUAGAAUAUGGUAUCUUUGCCCUCCUGGGUGUCGCUAUGCUCUGGGCCUGGAAUAUGUUCCUUGCUGCAGCUCCAUACUUCACAGCUCGCUUUGCCGGCGAUGCUUGGAUUCAGUCUCACUUUCAGUCUGCGAUAUUGACCGUCUCUACUGUUACCAACCUCGGCGCAAUGCUUGUUCUCACUAGUAUACAGUACUCAGCAUCGUACCCUUUUCGAAUCAACCUGGCACUUGUUAUCAAUGUUUUCACUUUCGGUCUCUUGACUGCAUCUACCGUCUUCGGACUAAGCGCUUCCCCAACUCUAUAUCUCGUGUUUCUGCUUGCUACAGUCGCGGCUGCUGCCUGGGCAGCUGGUCUCAUUCAGAAUGGAGCAUUUGCUUUCGCAGCCAGUUUCGGACGCCCAGAAUAUAUGCAAGCCAUCAUGGCUGGACAGGGUAUUGCCGGCGUCCUGCCCCCGAUCGCGCAAGUUUUUACUGUGCUUGCCUUCCCCCCCGAGAAGGACCAGAACACUUCUAUCAAAGAGCCAUCCCCUGAGGAUGGACAGACAUCAGCUUUCGUCUAUUUCCUCACCGCCGUAGUCGUGUCAGUUGCUGCUCUGCUGUCCUUCGUCCCGCUGGUUCGCCGCCAUAACCAUAUCAUCGAGAAUCGCAUGGUUGAGCAAAUGAACGAGUCCAUGCACAGCAUUGAAGAGGCCGAACGUGCCGCUCGCAAGGUCACAUCGCUUUGGAGGCUCUUCACUAAACUUCACUGGCUUGCUAUUGGUGUUGCCCUCACUUUCAUUGCAACAAUGUUCAUGCCCGUUUUCACUGCCAAGAUCCAUUCCGUGAAAGAAAACUCCGGUGCUCUCUACCAGCCUUCCGCCUUUAUUCCUCUUGGGUUCUUCUUUUGGAAUUUGGGUGACUUGAGUGGUCGGGUGGCCACGAUAUUACCUUUCACCCUACGGCACCGCCCCUUUGCUCUCUUUGUUCUCUCUAUUGUCCGUUUUGGUAUACUCCCGCUAUAUUUACUCUGUAAUAUUGACGGACGGGGGGCCAUUAUUUCCAGCGAUUUCUUUUAUCUCUUCAUUGUCCAGUUGAUAUUUGGUCUCACCAACGGCUGGCUUGGUUCUAGUUUCAUGAUGGCAUCGGGCGAGUGGGUAGAUGAAGGUGAGCGUGAAGCUGCUGGCGGCUUCAUGGGGUUGUGUCUAGUGGCUGGAUUGUCCAUUGGCAGCCUUUUGAGUUUCAGCGCAGCUGGUGUCUAA
Fusarium musae is the source of this 1383-nucleotide messenger RNA. RefSeq lists its product as uncharacterized. Gene Ontology annotation, biological process: nucleoside transmembrane transport. Lineage: Eukaryota; Fungi; Ascomycota; Sordariomycetes; Hypocreales; Nectriaceae. Gene Ontology annotation, molecular function: nicotinamide riboside transmembrane transporter activity; nucleobase transmembrane transporter activity. The record is from RefSeq and is a predicted model, not a curated record. Gene Ontology annotation, cellular component: fungal-type vacuole membrane; plasma membrane. The coding region runs from base 1 to 1383 and encodes 460 amino acids. The transcript has 2 exons.